AUGUACACUAACCUCCACUCUACCGAACGAUCCACCUUCAACAACAUCUCUUUCUCACCCAAUCCAACCAACCAUUGGGAUGGGCGUCCUCCAAGCGCAGAGGGGCCUGUCGUGGAGGCCCUGCACGAAGAAGACGAAGAUCAAUUCAACUUCACCGCCGCAUCUUCCUCUGGGAACAAUCUUGACGUCGAGCAGCGUCUUUCAGCUUCUCUUAUAGCCGAGAACUCCAGAGCAUUUUUAGCCUCCAGAUCGCCACUCAGCGACCCAGCUCCUUCAUCACAAUCCACCAGCCUUUCUGCCUCUCCAGCAGCCAUGUUUCUCUCAGCAUUCAUGAACCCCACCCCCGUAGCAGCCCCAAAACCCGACGACGAAGGCCAAGUCGUAGGAGGAUAUACCCUUGGGCCUAUCGUUGGUUAUGGCGCAUCCUCUAUCAUUAGACGUGCCUCAUCGCAAUCCGGCAGCAUUGCCGCAGUUAAGAUUGUCCGUCGUUCAGACCUCGUCAAGGCGGGCAAUGCACCACAAGCUCGUAAGAAGCUUCAGCAUGAAGCCACGGUCUGGGCCACUCUUAGUCACGAACAUAUUCUCCCACUUUUCUCUGCCGUACACUCUCCUUAUGCCGACUAUUUCUUCACACUCUACUGCCCCGCGGGAUCGCUGUUCGACAUCCUGAAGCGAGACGGCACGCCGGCCCUACUACAAGAUGAUGCCGGCAUGAUGUUUAGACAGGUCGUCCGUGGGCUGCGGUACCUGCACGAAGUGGCGAGAUAUGUCCAUAGGGAUAUGAAGUUGGAGAAUGUGCUGGUUGAUGAUAUGGGCAUGUGCAAGAUCGGAGAUUUUGGUAUGACCCGCAAAAUGGAUUUGACACCGGAUGACGACUCUGAUGAGUCGGACGAACUUUUCGACUUCAGUACAGAAAUUUCAGCGUUAGGAAAUGGCCAUGGCUCUGUUCACCGUGCUGUCUCUCUGGCGGCGCCAUCCAAGAAGCAAGCGAAGGGCAAUCUCCAUCUUCAAGCUGUGCAUCGGCACAAUACUGUCCGUCACAGGAAUUCCACUUCCACAGCCCAACCAGUCCAUUCCUUCCAACCCGGUUCCCUGCCGUACGCGGCUCCGGAACUACUUCUUCCUCAGACAUCCGACGCUAUGCGGCCACAUCCUGGUCAGGAUAUUUGGGCACUCGGUGUGAUGCUUUAUGCUCUUCUUACCGGGCGGUUGCCGUUUUCUGAUUCUUUCGAGCCGAGAUUGCAAAUGAAGAUCCUCAACGGCACCUACGAUAUCCCACAAGAUAUCGGUCGAGGGGCGGAGAGGAUCCUUCAGGGCUGUUUGGACCGUGCAGUAUCGAGCAGAUGGACGAUUGCGAUGGUGGAUGAGGUUGCUUGGGGAGUUGGCUGGGGAGCAGAGGGCGACGAUGCCACAUCGAUGCACGAAGAGCCUGAUCCUGUACAGUACCAACUUCCUGCAUCUGCCGCAGAGUCACGUUUGUGCUCGCGGUCUCGUUCUCGCCCAGCGAGCAUCCGAAUUCCCUCGGAUAACGAUAUCAACGACUGGCAACACGAAGAGCCACGCUCGCGGCCGUCGAUGGAUGCUGCAUCCCGCCGCUCCUCGUCCCGUGUGAAGAGGUCGCUCUCCCGCGCACCUGUGCUCACUGACAGGUCCUCGUCGGCGAGGAGUGUGAGCCGGGGUGUGUCGUGCCAUCCGAGAGGUGCUUCACCCUCCGAUCACCCUGACCAGCUGACAGCAGACGCGAUGAUGGUAUCGUUUCCCUCUUCCACAUCUAGCUACUUCAGCUUCGACGCAGAGGAGUCUGCGUUGGUCGUCUCGCCCGUCUCUUCGGUGUCCGAGUCAGCAUUGUCUACAGGCCUUCCUGGACGAGGCAGGAGGCCCGCCAAGCCACACCACUCGGCCUCACGGUCGCGGUCGCCCAGUCCUAGCGUCGUGCCAACGACACCACUCGAUGGGCCUAUCGUUAUUAGCCCAUCAACAAGCUUGGGUGUGCUCGAGCUGCCAGACGAACUGCACCUUGAUGCCGUAGCGGAGUCCUCCAGAGGCCGCUCGACGAUGCGCACGCUUGCGAAUCCUGACAAGGUGCAGAUGCGAGCAGUGCCUGGCCAUGAACAUGAUCAGGAAGAGGACGAAUGGACAUCGGGGGACAUUCAUGUGCACGGCGAACGCGUCCGGUUUUCGGGCGUUCCUGUAUCGCCGACCAAGGAUGCGAAAGUUGGACUGGGGUUGGGAUGGAGGCACCGUCCGAGCAGUUCGCCGCCGACUGGUACGCGAGCCCACUUCAACUUGCCUGUGCAUGGUCAUGAGACGAAGGGUGGACAGCAGACAUCGAGACCGCCGUCUGUGGAGUUUUUAGUCAACCCGUUGCUUGUGAGGAGCAGGAGUGCAGAGCAUACGCGGCGUGGUGUUUAA
Cyclocybe aegerita is the source of this 2412-nucleotide messenger RNA. Lineage: Eukaryota; Fungi; Basidiomycota; Agaricomycetes; Agaricales; Hemipholiotaceae. The record is from the annotation of a GenBank genome assembly.